AUGCUUGAUAACACUGUGACUGAGUCCUCACAAGUGAGAAGUUUAGCGGUGAACCUCUCUCCAAACCCUAAAGAAGAGUCUCCUCCACACUCCACUCCCUUUCCUACCCUCUCUGAGUCCACUCCUCCUCUAAGCAAGUCUGAAUAUGUAUGUCCUCCUCCAGUCUCACCAGUCGAACAGAGUCAACAGGGUGAACAAGGGAACCUCGUUCAGGAACCUUCUACUCUAUCCAUGGCAGAGCACUUAAGUGAAGAACGGGUGACUAGUAAUGAAGAGACAGAGAUCUCCUGGACAAGUGAUGAAUCUGAAGGCAUCACUCCUUCGUCUGUUGAAAUUGCCAUGGAACCACAAGAAAAGGAGGAAAUAGAGAAUACGUUGCCCAUUACGUCAGAAGGGGUCAUUAUAGAAAAAUGUGCAGGAGGGUUUGAGCCACAGGGGGAAGGAACAGAAAAAGAGGGAGAAAUUGUACCAUUUGAACAGUCGGCACAAGAUGAGGCUACUUGGGACCCAAAUAAUGAACCUGAUCCCUCCAUGGAGAUUCCAGGUCAGGAGUCAUCUGACCAGGUCAGUGUUGAUCUUGCUCCCUCUCCUCACUUUGAUGCUGAGCCUUUGAAUAUGGUGGUGCCUGAGACAAAUCCUGACAGCGAAGAAAACGCAAAUGAUUUGGUGUAUGCUAGUUUCAUCAGGGAUAGGACUAAGCCAGUGGUAACUUUAGAGCCACCUCCUAAGCGACCUACUACUCGGUUGCAGCAAAAGGAGGCUCUAGAGUUUACCCUCAAGAAGAGUAAAAAGAGUAGAAGAAGGAGAAGGUUGGUCAAAGAUGGAAAAGUGGUACAAGUAGAGGAUGUUCCUGUAGUGGAUGUGGAUGAGGAAACCAAAGAGGAACCUAGUUCCCUGUCCCGCAAGUCUUCAAGGAAGAAGCACUCUCUUUCUCAAUCCCAAAAGCACACCUAUAAGGGUGCUGAAUGUUCUUCCAAGAGUGAUGUUACUGGUUCCAGUAAAAAGUUGGAAAAAAGUUUUGGUGACAAGACAGUGAAAGAGCGUGGUGACAAGUCUGAUGAGGAAGAAGUGGAGAAAUCUGGUGAGCAUAGAUAG
Messenger RNA from Nicotiana attenuata, 1095 nucleotides. RefSeq names its product BAG domain-containing protein Samui-like. NCBI's taxonomy places the organism in Eukaryota, Viridiplantae, Streptophyta, Magnoliopsida, Solanales, Solanaceae. The coding region runs from base 1 to 1095 and encodes 364 amino acids. The transcript has a single exon. The record is from RefSeq and is a predicted model, not a curated record.